Danio aesculapii is the source of this 843-nucleotide messenger RNA. RefSeq names its product uracil nucleotide/cysteinyl leukotriene receptor-like. Gene Ontology annotation, biological process: positive regulation of Rho protein signal transduction; phospholipase C-activating G protein-coupled receptor signaling pathway. Bases 1 to 843 code for a protein of 280 amino acids. The transcript has a single exon. Gene Ontology annotation, cellular component: membrane. Gene Ontology annotation, molecular function: G protein-coupled receptor activity. The record is from RefSeq and is a predicted model, not a curated record. Lineage: Eukaryota; Metazoa; Chordata; Actinopteri; Cypriniformes; Danionidae.
AUGAAUAACUCAACAGUGAACUUCACCACAUCUGAAACAUCUAACUCCACAACUUCUUACACCAUAUUAAUAGACAGUCUGAACAUUUUUAUGUACUGCAUCGGUUUCAUAUUUGGAUUUCCGACACACUCCUAUGUUUUAUGGCUGAUCGUCACAGGAUCAAGUGGAGUUGCUGCAUCAUUCUUCAACAUUAAUCUCGCUUUUUGUGAGAUUGGGAUCUGUUUGAAUUGUUUAGUAUAUGCAAUAUCAUAUUGCUUUUUCAGUUUUUCAAAUGUAAAACAAUUUUUUGUAGGACUUACCAUCACCGGUCGUCCUUUGUUUCAAUGUCUGAUCUGCGUGGAACGUUAUUUAGCAGUGGUUCAUCCUGUAACCUUUCUGAAGUACAAACCUCUCAGAUAUAGAGUGAUCUGCUGUGCUCCAGCCUGGAUAAUCAUUCUCGGCUCAUGCUUGAUCUGCAUGUAUACUUUGAAUGAAAAGGGCAGGUAUUUAUAUACAUGGUUCUUCUCUACCCAGUUCCUCAUCUUCCUCUCCAUCCAGUUGUUUUGUCUCGUGGCUGUUCUCAGAGCUUUGAAGCAGUCAGGACCAGGAGAGAGAAAGAAAGAGGAAAACCACAUGAAGAGAAGAGCGUUUCAUCUUAUUCUAAUAACCACAGCAAGCAUGGCCAUCAUAUAUGGCCCAUUUACAAUCAUAGGUUUUGUUACCAUCGUGGUAAAUGAGCUUAUUGAUCCACUUUGGUUUGCUGGUUUCACUUGCUAUGUGCUGGCUGGUUUUGUGCACCCUUUUCUUUAUUUGCUCAGCACUGGGAAGAUUUCCUGUCUCAGUUUGCCUAAAUAUGUCUGUUAA